UACCCACAAGAAAACGCGGAAGACCGGCCGGGAAAUGUCGCAAGCCAUUAAAUCGGGAACAGAGAAAAGCGCGCAACGCACAAUAUGAGAGAGAAAGGCGCGGUGAAAUCGCUGAGGCAACAUCUCAGCUGAUGGAUGCCAUAGGAUUGGACUCCACUUCUGUAUCGGUAGCAAAUUUACUGCACAUCACGUUAGAGCACUUAAAGACUAAAUUGACCCCAUCACAAUCCAUAGAAGCUUUAAGGAAAAGAAACGACGAUUUGUGCAAAGAAAUACAAGACCUAGAACAUUUAUUAUCAAAGCAACAAAAGAAAGAAAAGAAGGGAAGUUCAAGUUCCAGUAAAAUAAAUAAGCGAGGAAUAAAAAGAAAAGCAGAAAACGAACCACCGUCUAAUAUAAUUAAAUCAGAAGAAACUGACAGUGUUGUAGAAAUAUCUGAAUACGAGUUUGAGAUGGAAACUGACGACCUAUGGAGUUGCCUCGGAUGAAGAAUAUAGUAAACGAUUUGGCGACGACCUAUUUGCUUGGAUACCAAAUAAACUGCAUGCGAUAUUAAAAUAUAGACUGACCAGGAAAAUAGAAAUCCUAUUAUGGGGCGCCUCAAUCGACUUAACAUCUUCGCGAAGAAAUUCUAUAUUUUCCCACAUGGUGAGGUGUCUUAUAUUUCUGGUCAAGUUAUAAUAAUUAUCUUGAAACAAUGGCUUGUGACAUCUGAAGAUCGUUAAUCAUAACCUAUUUAAUUAGGGAGAAAGUGCAAUAACAUGUUGUAAUUACAUUUAUUGAUUGAAUUUUUAACAAAAUCGACUA
Molecule: messenger RNA, 807 nt
Organism: Papilio polytes (common Mormon)
Lineage: Eukaryota; Metazoa; Arthropoda; Insecta; Lepidoptera; Papilionidae
Exons: 6
Coding region: 132-488 (118 amino acids)
Source: RefSeq, a predicted model, not a curated record